This is a messenger RNA of Aphidius gifuensis, 1737 nucleotides long. RefSeq names its product ATP-binding cassette sub-family C member 4-like. The coding region runs from base 1 to 1737 and encodes 578 amino acids. Gene Ontology annotation, biological process: transmembrane transport. Gene Ontology annotation, cellular component: membrane. The transcript is spliced from 7 exons. Gene Ontology annotation, molecular function: ATP binding; ATP hydrolysis activity; ABC-type transporter activity. Lineage: Eukaryota; Metazoa; Arthropoda; Insecta; Hymenoptera; Braconidae. The record is from RefSeq and is a predicted model, not a curated record.
AUGUUACAAUUUUAUGACAGAUGGAUGCUUGGUAUAUUUUUAACUGGUUACAAAAGAGAUUUACAAAUUGAUGAUCUUCCAGAAAUUUCAAAAGAAUAUAAAAGUAAUUAUUUGGGUAAUAAACUAUCAAGCUCAUGGAGGAAUGAAUUGAAACGAGUAGAAAUUAAAAAUUUCAAUGGUUCAACUAAAAAUUCAUUACCAAAUUUAGUGAAAGCACUAACAACACAGCCAGUUGCACUUGCCGCAUACAUAAAGUACUUUUCCUCAGCUAAAAAAAAUUCAAAAAAUAGUACAACUGAAAAUGAUGCUUACAUCAAAUGGAUAGGAAAAAAAUCAUCAGAAUUUUGUCACAAUAUUUAUGAAAAAACUGAUGAACGUAUUAGAUUAACAAAUGAAGCAAUUAGUGGUAUUGAAGUAAUCAAAAUGUAUUGCUGGGAAUAUCUAUUUAGUGAUUCAAUUAAAAAUGCUAGAAAUGUUGAAGUUGAUGCUAUGAAAUCAGCUUAUAUUCUUCGUAUAUUCAUGUCAUCAUUGUUUCACUGUAUGCCAAGACAAAGCUCUAAUAAAUUAACAGCAUCAAAAAUAUUUAUGUUAAUUGCUUACUUUGAAAUGAUUCGUGUACAAAUGUUAUUUUGUUUUUCUAAAGGUAUUUUACUUUUUGGUGAAACAAUAGCAUCAAUAAAACGUAUUCAAAAUUUUAUGUUGUACGAAGAAGUUAAUCCUGAAACUCAAUUACAAAAUUUUAAAAAGGCAUUUGCAAAGUGGCUCGAUAAAGACACAUUGAGUAAUUUAAAUAUGGUAGUAGAACCAGGCCAGUUGGUAGCUGUUAUUGGUCCAGUUGGUUCUGGCAAGUCAAGUUUAUUGAGUGUCAUUCUUAAAGAGCUAAAAGUUUAUCAAGGGAAUGUUGAUAUACAAGGAAAUAUUGCAUAUGCAUGUCAAGAGCCUUGGAUAUUUUAUGGCUCAGUUAAAAACAAUAUUAUCUUUGGUCGAUCACUGGACCAAAAUCGAUAUAAACAAGUUAUAAAAGUGUGCCAAUUGGAACGAGAUUUACAGCUUCUUCCUUACAAUGACAAAACAAUUGUUGGUCAACGUGGAAUAAGUUUGUCUGGGGGACAACGAGCCAGGAUAAAUUUUGCACGUGCUGUUUAUGAUGAUGCUUCAAUUUAUCUAUUUGAUGAUUCAUUGAGUUCAGUUGAUACAAAUGUUGGUAAAAACAUGUUCAACGAGUGUAUUAAAAAAUAUUUAAAAGGAAAAACAAGAAUUCUUGUGACUCAUCAAAUUGAAUAUUUAAAAAAUGUCGACAGAAUUAUUUUUAUAAAAGAUGGAAAAAUUGAAGCUGAUGGAAAUUACGAUGAGUUGAUUGUAAAAUCAAUUAAUUUUAAAAUAUUAUCAGCUUCUCUAUUGUCAUCUAAUAACGAGAUAGAAUCUUCGAUCAAAAAUCAAGAUACAAUAGAACACAAAACUUUUUAUUCUGUUAAUUUAGAACCAACAUUGAAUGAUGAUACAGUACGUGACAAUAAUGAAGAACCUGUUGAAGUUGAAGAAACUCAAAUUAAAGGAAAAAUGGAAACUAAAUUAUUCUUAGCAUACUUUGGUGCUUCUGGUAAUUCUUGUUUGGUGUAUUUUGUAUUUUUGUUGAUUGGUGCUACACAAAUAUUGUCAUCUGGAGGUGAUUGGUUCAUCAUUUAUUUGAUUCAAGAUGAAAAAAUAUAUUCAAAUUCAACCGUGACAAAGUGGUAG